This is a messenger RNA of Olea europaea var. sylvestris, 649 nucleotides long. RefSeq names its product ethylene-responsive transcription factor ERF017-like. The transcript has a single exon. The record is from RefSeq and is a predicted model, not a curated record. Gene Ontology annotation, biological process: regulation of DNA-templated transcription. The coding region runs from base 98 to 649 and encodes 183 amino acids. Gene Ontology annotation, molecular function: DNA-binding transcription factor activity; DNA binding. NCBI's taxonomy places the organism in Eukaryota, Viridiplantae, Streptophyta, Magnoliopsida, Lamiales, Oleaceae.
CGCCAUUUCCAACACUACCAGCACACGAGCAACACUCUGUGAAGCCAAAAAACCCCAUUUCGAAGAUUAAUCUAUUUUCGGAAGCGAUUAAGAUAUAAUGAUGAAAUCGGAAGGAACCAGUGAGCAAUUAAAGUAUAAGGGUGUGAGGAAGAGAAAGUGGGGAAAAUAUGUGUCUGAAAUUCGAUUGCCCAAUAGCAGGGAGAGAAUUUGGUUGGGUUCUUACGAGACGGCGGAGAUGGCGGCGCGUGCAUUCGAUGCGGCGCUGUUGUGUCUGCGUGGCAGUAAUGCUAAGUUCAAUUUCCCGGAUAACCCACCGCCACCGGAGAUAAUCAGAGGGACUUCGAUGACACCUACGGAAAUCCAGGCGGCGGCAUCCCAGUUUGCCCGCUCAGAACCAGGGAAUGUUCAUCCGGGUCGGGUUGAGACUUCGAAUCCCCAAUCGUAUUCUUCUUCUGAUGUACAUGCAGAGUCCCCUUCUCCCUCAGUUUCGGGUAGGGCAAUGCAUAUUGAUAAUGAAAUGACUGAAUUACCCCAUGAAAAUGCAUUUAUGGACCCCUUUUUGAAUAUGGGAACAGGGAAUGAUGUUUCUAAAUUUGUCAUAAAGUGGACUGAUUUUCUUUUUUCAAGGCCAUCUAGUUCGAAUAUUUAG